AUGCUGGCAACCCGUCGGCUACUUCUGAACAUACCGCCAGUUGCAAGUUCCCAGGCGACCCUCCACAGUCGUAGUUCAGUGCCGCGUGUGGUUGAUGACCGUCAGAAGUCAAGAGCUUUUCCACCUGAUGCCGGCUACCAGUUUCGCUACCAUCGCCCAGGAAUAGACCCACUACCACGUAUUCCAGGCUGUCGCGUACCAGUCGCGCGACCGCCAAUUCGCAACCGCCAACCAUGGCGAGAUUCGCAAGCGCUAUUUGGCCAGAAUGACUACAUCGACCUACUCGGAGAUGGUCAACUUCACCCAGCCUUAUUGCAGUAUCAUACGCCAAAGUGGCUACGAGGUUUUCCUGGACAGCACCGUGCGAAUGAACUGGUGAAACUGAUUCACUACAGGAACUUGUAUGCAGAAAAAUUGAAGCAGAACUCGCCCAGAAGAUGGCAUGAACUUUGUAAAAGGAUCAAAUAUUUGCUCAUACAUCAUAACUACGAAAAACAAGACGAGCUACAGCGUGAACGUGAUCUUGGCCUAUGGGACGAAGAACCAGAUUAUUUCUAUAAAGAUAAAUCGAGACGAUCCUAUCAAGAUCUGGUUUGA
Haemonchus placei is the source of this 597-nucleotide messenger RNA. Lineage: Eukaryota; Metazoa; Nematoda; Chromadorea; Rhabditida; Trichostrongylidae. The record is from the annotation of a GenBank genome assembly.